GAGGGAGGUCAUGUUUGUCCGUCCGUCCGUCCAUAGGGCGUUCGAUGAAUUGACUCUGCGGUCUAGUUUUUGUUGACAGGAGCUCGGGGUGUGCUCACCUGCCACCUCGGCUCUCGAGCAGAUGCCCUGCGCGCUACGCUCCCUCUCGUGGGCAAGCGGCCCCCAAGGCGGAGGUUGGUGAGACCACGCCCACGUGAUCUCCUGUCGCCGGUCGCUCCUACGCCGAGCCUCACCUUUCUUUUCUUGGCUUCUAAUGACCACCCGCAUUAUUCUAGCAUCACAAAGACCACGAGCCCUGCGUUUGCGGUCACCUCCCGGUGUAGCAAACCGGCGGCUCUGACGCCGAAAAGGCGAGAAAGGAGGGGGCGCAGGGGACUUACCCCCUCGUUUGAAUUUUGACCCUUGUCCCGCCCCCUCGAGCCUUGUCACCCGCCUUACUCGACGCGGGGCCCGCAUGAAAUCCGAGGUGGGCCCCUGGCAGCAUCCAUAGCGGUUACGGGUAUCUUGUCCGGACGCGGAAGUCGGGUCGACCCGACGCACGCCUUUUUUUCUUUUAAGAAAGCAGGGACGCCCAAUGGCCUCUCGACACGUUCCUCACCAGCAUUUAACAGUACAGCUUUCCUCGGCGGUUCUUCCACCCUGCUGAUCUUUCGGAUUCCGCUCCCCUUCAUCCGAAUCAUCGAUCUUCCCCUUCCCCCGUUCCCUCUCUCUGUCUCUCGUCGGAUGCUUGGCUUUGCAAUGGCUUCGAUCCGGAAGUGAAUGCUGCACGAGAAGCUCGCGUUUGAGCUCAUUAGGGAGUGGGUUGGUGGUCUGAACCGGGUUUUGGGGAUCUGAGUUCGGGAUGAUGCCACCGGUACCGGGUGGCGAUGGCGGGUCGUCUUUCGAUGGCAAUGUGACAGCCGCGGGAGGGAGUUCUCGUCGAAGUACCUCCCGUUUAAGUCCUAAUUUGCUUCUCGAUCUCGGAAGCAUUGAGAUCAGUGGGAAUUAGUGGUCCGGGCUCUUUUUUUAAUCGCUUCCCUUUCCUCCAAAGAUAAACUUGUACGAGUCUCGCAUUUUUUCUCGAGAUCAUUUCUUUUUGAGCUUUCUCGAGACGUUAUUUUUGUUGGGUUCGUCCUUUUCGAGGAAAAAACCUCAGGGGCUUCAGAGCUGCUGCUUUGAAGUUUCACUAUCAUGACGAAAUUAUUUGCUUUCUUUCACUGCUAGCUCUUUACUUUCUUUUUCGGGGUAAAAAGGAGCAUUUGCAUAGCUCUGAGGGACCGAGUGCUCUCUUCUUUUCUGGGCGAUGUCCCUUCAUCUGUGCGUAUCUAGUGUUUGUUGGAUAGAAGUCAAGAUUUUGGAGCUGCAUAUUUGAUCUUCUUGCCGUAAGUAAGAGCACAGAGAGUUAGAUUUAGUGCGCUCUCCCUUCGUUCUCUUUUCUUUUUUGGGUGAUUGAGGACUUGCUUGGUUUGAGUCGAUCCAUUCUGAACAGUAAUUAGAGCAUAGCUACGCCACUCGAUCCCAGAGCCUUCUUUCUUAGCUCUCAACCGUCCCUGAUGUGUAUUGAGAUGUCUUUUUGUGGAGUUUGCAACAUCAGGGAGGGUGGAUUGGUAGAUGUAAACUCUGGUCACGAGAUAUAGGUUUGUAAUCACGGGAAAAGUGCCGGGUGCUGUUGGCAUCCUCACCCGUCGGAAUAGCGACUGGUGUGAGUUUGUUAUCCGAGAAGUGACUCUUCUCUCGUGUUCUUGGAGAUUUAUACUGUUCACUGUGGGUUUAUUUGGCUUAAAAAGCAGUAGCAAUUAGUAGUAUCUGAGAUUGACUCUAGCGAAUCUAUGUGUUACUUAUAAUGGGUCAUUCAGCUACUGCCUGGGAUCAGAACUCGGUAUUGGAGGUGGUGAAGGACUGGAACGGAAUUGAUCAAGUGGUUCUUCGUGUGCCACGAGGAGCAUCUGCUCGGGUUAGUUUGCAUGGAGGACAGGUUGUUUCAUGGAAGAAUGAGCGGGGCGAAGAACUCUUGUUCACUAGCAGCAAGGCCAUAUUUAAGCCACCAAAGGCUAUGCGUGGAGGAAUUCCCAUCUGCUUUCCACAGUUCGGAAAUUGUGGAUCACUCGAGCAACAUGGAUUUGCAAGGAACAAAAUGUGGAGCAUCGAUUAUGAUCCUCCACCUCUAAGAAACGAUGAUGGCAAAGAAAAGGUUUCUGUUGACCUGCUGCUUAAGCCAUCUGAAGAUGAUUUGAAGUGCUGGCCACACUGUUAUGAGUUUCGCCUCAGAGUGUCUCUUGCAAUGAAUGGAGUUCUUACCAUGAUAUCACGUGUUAGAAACAUCAACGGGAAACCAUUUAGUUUCUCGUUUGCUUACCAUACAUACUUGUCUGUUUCUGACAUCAGUGAAGUGAGGAUAGAAGGUCUGGAGACACUUGAUUAUCUAGACAAUCUUUGCCAACGCAAACGAUUCACAGAACAAGGAGAUGCUGUAACAUUUGAAUCUGAGGUUGAUCGAAUUUAUCUUGGUUCGCCAAAUGUAAUUGCAGUUCUUGACCAUGAGAAGAAGCGGACUUUUCUAAUAAAAAAGAAAGGACUGCCGGAUGUUGUAGUUUGGAACCCAUGGGAGAAGAAAUCCAAAUCCAUCGCGGAUCUGGGAGAUGAGGAGUACAAGCAGAUGCUGUGCGUGGAUGGUGCUGUGGUCGAGAGACCUAUCACCCUAAAGCCAGGUGAAGAGUGGACAGGGCGCGUGGACAUUUCGUCCAUCCCUUCCACCCACUUCAUUUGAUCAUCUCCAUCACCUGGGAUGCAUGCGAAGGCGCACUAUUUUUAAAUGACAGCCUUCUGUACUGUGUUAGAUCAUGGAUGACAGUCUAUAGAAACAUAUGCAGAACAGCCGAUUAGAUUUGAGCUUAUGUAGCUUAAUUGUAUGCUCAUGCAUGUCCGAAACCUUUAAAUUUUGGCUCUAUGUAGUGUUAAAUAGAACAGCAAAAGCUAACUAUAACUAUAUAUAUAUAUAUAUAAUUCUAAAUCAUUAAAAAAUUGUUUGGGUGA
Musa acuminata AAA Group (dessert banana) is the source of this 3012-nucleotide messenger RNA. RefSeq names its product putative glucose-6-phosphate 1-epimerase. The record is from RefSeq and is a predicted model, not a curated record. Gene Ontology annotation, molecular function: glucose-6-phosphate 1-epimerase activity; carbohydrate binding. The coding region runs from base 1823 to 2746 and encodes 307 amino acids. Lineage: Eukaryota; Viridiplantae; Streptophyta; Magnoliopsida; Zingiberales; Musaceae. The transcript has 8 exons. Gene Ontology annotation, biological process: carbohydrate metabolic process. Gene Ontology annotation, cellular component: cytoplasm.